CUCUGGAAGUUCUCCGCAACUUCGGGUUCUUCAUGCUGCACCUGGAGACCCCGCAGCAUGCAGUAAUAGCGUGUCUAUAUCCAGGGGAAAUACUACAUGAUGUCCGGCGCGCAAGUCAGACAAAAUGCAAAUAAUUGGCUGAUACUGCCGGCAUCGGGUUGCCGCAACCCCCCCCCCCGCAUUCCCCGAGGGGGCAAGUAUAAAGAAGCAGGGACUGUCUUCACCGGUCCUUCUUUCUUUGCUUUUUCUAGCGAUAUUACCUUCCGCCCCUGUCUCUGACUAUGUCAACCAUGAGGCAAAUCAUGCAGAAAUCGGUUGCGGUCGCUAGCUUGAUAGCCCUGCUCGGCUCAACGUCGGCAGUCGCAGCUCAAAGCUCUUCGAACGCGGUUGUCGUGGAUGGAACCACCUUCGCACUGAAUGGGGACAACUUUUCAUACCGUUUUCAUGUCGAUAAUGAGACCGGUGAUCUGUGGUCCGACCACUUCGGUGCCAGCGUGACAGGGGCCAUCCCAUAUGAGAAUGUGCCCGCAGUCAAUGGCUGGGUCGGGAUGCCAGGUCGAGUCCGUCGGGAGUUUCCUGACCAGGGCCGAGGUGACUUCCGCAUUCCUGCCAUUCGUAUUCGACAGUCCGAGGGCUAUACGGUCUCCGACUUGCAGUAUCAAUCGUAUGAUGUGAUUCAAGGCAAGCCAGAACUGCCAGGGCUGCCUGCCACCUUUGGUACAGAUAAGGAUGUGACUACCUUGGUCGUUCAUCUCUAUGAUCAUUACAGUGCCGUGGCAGCCGACUUGUCGUAUUCCGUAUUCCCCAAAUACGAUGCAAUCGUCCGCAGUGUGAAGGUUACCAACAAAGGCAAGGACAACAUCACCAUCGAAGCGCUGGCAAGCCUAAGUGUCGACUUUCCCUAUCAAGACUUGGACAUGAUCAGCUUGAGGGGUGACUGGGCCCGGGAAGCUCACCGUGAACGAAGGAAAGUCGAGUACGGAAUUCAGGGAUUUGGCAGCUCUACAGGAUACUCGUCACACCUCCACAACCCCUUCCUUGCUCUUGUCGAUCCAACUGCCACAGAAUCCAGUGGCCAAGCAUGGGGCUUCUCGUUAGUGUAUACGGGCUCAUUCUCCGUGGACAUCGAGAAAGGCUCCCAGGGCUUCACUCGUGCUUUACUCGGACUCAACCCCAACCAGCUCUCAUGGAACCUUGGCCCAGGUGAAACAAUAACAACGCCUGAAUGCGUGUCUGUCUAUUCCCAGAAUGGAGUCGGCGGGAUGUCUCGUUUAUUCCACGGGCUUUACCGCAAUCAUCUCAUCAAGAGUAAAUUCGCCAUGAAGGAUCGCCCUGUCCUGUUGAACAGCUGGGAGGGCCUUGGUUUCGACUACAACGACAGCACCAUAUAUAAUCUUGCUCAAGAAUCGGCGGACUUGGGAAUCAAACUCUUCGUCCUAGAUGAUGGAUGGUUUGGCGACAAGUAUCCUCGAUUGUCUGACAACGCGGGUCUAGGUGACUGGGUACCUAAUCCUGAGAGGUUUCCAGACGGUCUGGACCAUGCAGUGACUAGCAUCACCGCGCUGAAAGCUGCAAACACAUCCACCGAGCUCCGAUUUGGUCUCUGGUUUGAGCCCGAGAUGGUCAACCCUAAUUCCAGUCUCUAUCGUGAGCACCCUGACUGGGCUUUACAUGCUGGAUCCUACCCCCGCACGGAACGACGUAAUCAGCUCGUUUUGAACGUGGCUCUUCCGGAGGUGCAAGACUUCAUCAUUCAAUCCGUGUCGAGCAUUCUAAGUAGCGCCGAAAUUACCUACGUGAAGUGGGACAACAAUCGGGGUAUUCACGAAAUGCCCUCGCCCUCCACUGACCAUGAGUACAUGUUGGGUAUGUAUCGCGUGUUCAACAACUUGACCACUCGAUUCCCAGAUGUCCUGUGGGAGGGUUGCGCAUCUGGCGGGGGUCGCUUUGACCCUGGUGUACUCCAGUAUUUCCCCCAGAUCUGGACCUCAGAUGAUACCGAUGCCGUUGAGCGUAUCACCAUUCAAAUGGGAACAUCACUCGUUUAUCCCCCGAGUGCGAUGGGUGCUCAUCUUUCUGCCGUCCCCAACCAACAGACUGGCAGAACACUGCCCGUUGCAUUCCGUGGCCACGUUGCCAUGAUGGGAGGGUCUUUCGGCCUGGAGCUAGAUCCCGCCGAGAUUCCUAGUGACGACAAGGCUGCUCUCCCCGGUCUUAUUUCACUCGCGGAGAAGGUCAACCCAAUCAUCUUGACUGGGGAUAUGUACCGUUUGAGCCUACCGGAGGACUCGAAUUGGCCCGCCGUUCAGUUCAUCUCGCAAGAUGGGUCGCAGGCGGUCCUAUUCUACUUCCAGAUUGACCCCAAUAUCAAUCACGCACUCCCUUGGAUCAAGCUUCAAGGAUUGGACCCCGAGGCCGUCUAUAGUGUGGAUGGCAAUGCUACCUAUUCAGGGUCAGUUCUGAUGAACAUUGGGUUGCAGUUUGUCUUUGAAACAGACUACGGUAGUCAAGUGGUGUUCAUUGCGAAGCAAUGAAAUUUGCAAGGCAUUGCUUGCUGUACAUAGCUCAUGCUGUAUAGAGCUGCUUUGACUCGCAAGAUACCAGCCCAUUCCAUGGGUAAUAGACUAUGUCAAUGAACUCGGAUCUUUGUUUGGGCCUACCGGUGGAUAUGCAAUAGAAACAAAUCCCAUUUAGAAUGAUCAAUCUGAGUAGAGCUGCGGGGCAGUAUCCUGUCCAUCUCUUCUCACUCUGUUUCUCUUUCCUUCUCGCCCUCCCAUAAGCCCAUUCCCACAUCCCCUUUCUCACCCUGGCCUCAUAUCCCGCUCUAAAUUGAGAAACAAAGCUCUUAUUGUCAAACUCGAUGACCACGAGAGAGCUCACGGCAUCGCAGUACAAGGCAAAUUCCAUCGCGGUGGCCGCCCCGCGUCUACUGAAGCUCCUCAUUGUAAAACAGGCUUCGCGCGGUACAGGAACCGGCAAAUUAUAGCCACUUGUGCAUACUUGGUGCUCGAGUACGAGCCAAGACGCGCCGUUGGGGAUGUGUCCAAAGAAGAGAGGGCUCAACUACGGAAGAAGAACAAGAAUCUGCUGAGCAUCUGCUGCGCAAUUGCCUUUAAAACAAGG
This is a messenger RNA of Penicillium brasilianum, 3123 nucleotides long. The record is from the annotation of a GenBank genome assembly. NCBI's taxonomy places the organism in Eukaryota, Fungi, Ascomycota, Eurotiomycetes, Eurotiales, Aspergillaceae.